CAAACUCCCCUAUGCUCUGCUCCCGACGACAGAGUCACCGAAACCCCGUGAAAGCUCUGAGCUGAGCUCCAUCAAUGGCGGCAGCCCCACUCUUCUUCUCUCUCCUCCUCCUCUCUUCCACCUCUGCCGUCACCUCUCCCGCCGAGAACCUCCAGAAAGCCGCCGAGGUACUCUCCGACGCCCACUUCUCCUCCAUGGGCCUCACCCUCGACCUCAUCUCCGACACCCACAUCAUUCCCCCCUCGCCUUCCCUCACCGUCUUCUCCCCUCGCGACUCCGCCUUCUCCCGCUCCGGCCAGCCCUCCCUCUCCCUCCUCCAAUUCCACUUCUCCGAUCUCUCCCUCUCCUCCCAGUUCCUCCGCUCCCUCCCCUUCGGCACCGAGAUCCCCACUGUCCUCGAGAACCGCUCCCUUGUCGUCACCACUCUGCCCCGCGACGCCCGCGUCUCCCUCAACGGCGUCAGGAUCACCAAUUCUCCACUCUAUUCCGACGGUUCGCUGGUCGUCUUCGGGGCUGAUGAGUUCUUCAACUCGAGCUUCCAGCUCCCCGUCCCGAUCCAGGGCCACCGCACACCCAACCUUCUCUGUGCGUCCUCCAUAAAGAAUAGCCAGAAGUCUGGUUUUAACUUUAAAGCAGAUAACUUGUUCGAGAAGGCCUCGAAGGUGAUGAGAUCUUCAGGAUACUCAGUGAUGGCUUCGAUCCUCGGGAUGCAACUGCUCGGUAUCGAGAACCCAGCAACUCUGCUGACAAUUUUUGCCCCGAUAGAUGAAUCGAUCACCAAAAGAGUCCGGAAUUUCGGCGAGUACCCCUCAAUCUUUCUCCAACACACCGUCCCUUGCAGGCUCUUGUGGGGAGAUCUGGUCGAUAUCGAGAAUGGGGCGGUUGCAAUACCGACUUACCGUAAAGGGUUCAGGGUUCAUGUCACGAAAUCAAAUGAUAAUAAGCUGAUGGUCAAUAAGGUUCCGAUUGUCCGCCCUGAGCUGUACAAGAACGAGUGGAUUGUUGUCCACGGAGUCGGUGACCUUCUCGAGGGGAGCAACCGGAAGGGAGGAGAUGGGUCAUAUCCACCUACUGGUGGAAACGGUCAGGGAAAUAAUGCGGUUGCAAUGAAGAAUUUCAAGGCGAUGAUCGUGAUCACGGCCAUCUUCGUGCACAUCUUCUGAUGCUGCCGCCUUCUUCGAGUUUUCAUUUUAAUUUGUUGAUCUGUGAAUUGGUACUCCAUAGUUUUAUAUCUGAUAGAGAGUCGAAUGCGUUCGAGAUGUUCCAUACUUUCAGGUUGGUUCUCUUCCUUGUAUACUCACACAGUAAUAUCAUGAUAUCACUUGAUCUGCU
Molecule: messenger RNA, 1332 nt
Organism: Punica granatum (pomegranate)
Lineage: Eukaryota; Viridiplantae; Streptophyta; Magnoliopsida; Myrtales; Lythraceae
Source: RefSeq, a predicted model, not a curated record